Molecule: messenger RNA, 3057 nt
Organism: Vigna angularis (adzuki bean)
Lineage: Eukaryota; Viridiplantae; Streptophyta; Magnoliopsida; Fabales; Fabaceae
Exons: 9
Coding region: 208-2778 (856 amino acids)
Molecular function (GO): ubiquitin binding
Source: RefSeq, a predicted model, not a curated record
UAUGAUUGUGACAAUUCCAACAAAACCUGAGAAUUACAUGUAUUACACAAAGAAAACCCAGGCUCUGAAUGAACUGAACCCAACCCAACACUGAGUUAACUUUUGGUAUUUGAAAGGACGAGUUCAGUUUUAUUUCCAACACUUUAGCAACUCCGCACCAUCGCCGCCCUUCUCUUACGGCACUUGGCUCGAUUCUUUCCGAUUGAAAUGUCGAAUAGAUCCGAUCAGGGUAGACAAGACAACAAUAACAAAGGUUUCACCAAAACCCAUAACCACAACAACUUUCUCCCCAAAAAUCCCAAUCCAACCCUCUCAACUUCUCUCAGACAAACCCAACCAUCCAUCCCCGCCACCACUAGCGGAGUCCCAAACAGAGGCCAGAAUGGUAAUUUCGUUAAAUACUUACCACAAGACGAGGCCGUGGCGGCGGGUCUUGGCGCCGAAGAUGGAGCAUUGGAUCCCCUCGAAUCUCAGAGAGUCGUAGAUCUUUUGAACACACACUUGUCACGCUUGCUCAAGUGCAAACCUAAGCAAUUCUGGACGCAAGUGGCUGCUGACGCCUCCCUACAUGAGUUUUUGGACAGCUUCUUGCAAUUUAGAAACAGGUGGUAUGAUUUCCCUCAUCGCGGGGUGAAAGGGAUUGUAGCAGGUGUUAUUGUUGGCGAGAGGGAUUUGAGUCGCCGCGUUUUCAUGGUAUUGUAUCGCAUUUCUUCGAAUAAAGACCCUGGUGCUCGACCGGCCGAUGCCCUCAGUUUGAGAGACCAUGGAGUUCUUUUGCAGGAGAAAAAGUUGCUUGAAUUGCCAAAGUUAUUGGAUAUAUGUGCCAUAUACUAUCAUGAAAAUGAAGAAUUAACAAGAUCACUGGUCAGAAAUGCCUUCAGUGCUCAACCUUGGCUCCAUAAUAAUCUGACUGCAGUAAUAUCCCAUUUUCUAGGAAUUGUCAGCACAAUGCAUGAACGUUGCAGUUCAUCAUUGGAGGUUUUAUUUUCUUCUGGAAAUCUCGAUGACCACAAUGCUGCUUUUCUUCAAGCUGAUCUGCUGGAGGUGAUGGACUUUAUAAAUGAUGCAAUUGUAUCAAUGGAUUCUUUUGUUAGUGCAUACGAACCAGCAGCUGUAUUCUUUUCUUGUCCAGUUGAAAUGAGUUAUGGGAAUGAGGAACUGCUGAGCCUCCUUGCCAGAUUGCAUGAUUCACUAAUUCCAUCAUUACAAAAGGGGUUCCGUUUGAUUUUUUCUGACAAACAUGAUGGCACAACAUCUAAUAUUUUGGUGAGUCUGAAGAUGUUAAAAAUAAGACUGGUAAAGUUUGGUUGGCAACUAUUGCACUUGUGCUAUCUAAGUGAUGAAGUGUUCAGAGAUGGCAUCCCUCUUCCAGCUGCCACUAAGAUGUUUCCUGCCAAUGUAGAGGACCCAGUCAUCAGAGCAGAUAUUCUUGUUCAAACAAUUCGAGAUAUCAAUACAGUAUCAUCACAUUCUCGGGAAAGCCAUCAGAAGGAAACAUUUCUUCAAGAUGUUGAAAGAAAUUUUAAUAUACUGAGUGGGAUUGAGAGAUUAAAGGAUAGUGGAUGGAUAUUCAUUGAUAAUGAACAGUUUCAAUAUCUAUCCGGGAUGAUGAGUUCUGUGAAACAGAUUUAUAAGGACCCAUAUUCUGCAACGGCCCCUGUGCCAAACCAAUCAUUAUUGACGGAUGAAGAUGCUGCAAUUGCAGAGUCGAACAUCAGUCAAAUUAGGGAUCUGUUUCCUGAUUACGGUAAAGGUUUUUUAGCUGCGUGUCUUGAGGUUUAUGACCAGAAUCCAGAAGAGGUUAUUCAAAGAAUUUUAGAGGGAACCCUUCAUCAAGAUCUGCAGAGCCUGGACACCUCGCUAGAGACAUUACCACCAGCCAAGCCUACCACUGUGAGUGGGAAUGAUAAAGGAAAAGGUAAAUUAAUUGAUUCUACGUCAGCAUUCUCAAAUCCAGAAGUUGUAAGGGGGAAGCAACAGACAGAGGGGUCACUGAUGUCAUCCUCUGCUUCACUAGGAAAAUUUAUAAGGAAAUCUAGAGCUGAUUUGCCUGAUCUCAGUAUUCUGGAUAAAAAGGACGAGAAAGAUACAUCAAAAACUGCUGCUAUGAUUUUACAAUAUGAAUAUGAAGAUGAGUAUGACGACUCUUUUGAUGACUUGGGUUUAAGUGUAGCAGACUCUGGAUUAGAAGAAAAUGAGAUACUUGGUGACCAAAUAAAUGCAAAAUCAGGGAAGUCGUGGGCAACAGAGAGUGGAAACUCGGCAAAAGAUGUCCCUGAUUCAAAAUGGGGCUCCAGGAGAAAGCCACAGUACUAUGUCAAGGAUGGUAAGAAUUACAGCUACAAAGUGGCUGGUGCGGUAGCAGUUGCAAAUUCCGGUGAAGCUUCACUAGUAACGCAAGCUCAGAAAGAGUUAAUACAUGGCCUUGGACGAGGCGGAAACCUUCCUCUUGGAGCAGUAAAGAAGUUGACGGAUUCCUACAAGGAGGAUGAUAACCAAUCCCAGGUUUCUGAAAUGGAAGGCAAUGGGAUUCCGGGCAAAUCUUUUGGUAGGGGUAGUAGGAAGGAAGGUGGAAGACAGAUUGCAUCUCAUCAGCAGCAGCAGCAGCAGCAGCAGCAGCAGCAGCCUGUGCAACAAUCUGGUGAUUCUGAGGUGGAUGGGAAUAACCAAAGGGGUAGAGGAAGAGGUAGAGGGAGGGGCAGAGGAGGAGGAAGAAACAAUCACCACCAGAAGGAUCGAUCCAUGAAGAAGCAUUUCUCUGGAAUGAGCGGAUUUUAAGCGCUUAAGUUAGUCAUUCCAUUUUUCUUGCUUGCCAAGAUACCAUAUUUAUGCAUCUGCUCGGUAACCUUUUGGCUUUUGUCUACAUGUGAAACCUUAUAUGUUGCAGGGGUAAAGUUCCACUAGGUACAUAGAUAUGUUCUACAUGGUUCAUACAUAGUGGCAUUAUCGAAUGUGCAAUUGGCAAUCUUGAUGCCAACAUCCUCUAAAAUAUACACAAUAGUAUAAUGUCUGUAAAGGUUAAUUUAACUCAACCCCGGAAUUGAAUUUUGUUUAGAA